CUAGCUGUGGGUCUUGUUGUUGUUUCCGUGGUGAUAAUUGCUCUGCUGGUAGUGACUUUUAGGCUGAUGAAGAGAAGAGCUGAGAAAAAAAGAGCUGACAGACCAUCGAGGCCUCUGUCCUCAGCUAGACAAUCAAGAGAGCGGAAUUCUGUCAAAGAAAAUUAUCCACAAAACUCCAACACCACCCAACCUGAUACAGUCUACCAGACCCUGAACCCCAACACUACACAACAUGAUACAGUCUACCAGACCCUGAACCCCAACACUACCCAACCUGAUACAGUUUACCACAGCCUGAACCCCAACACUACCCAACCUGAUACAGUUUACCACAGUCUGAAUCCCAACACCACCCAACCUGAUGCAGUUUACCAGAGCCUGAAACCCAACACCACUCAGCCUGAUAUAGUUCCCAAAGGCUGACCCCCAACACGACUUAACCUGAUGCCAUUGACCAACCUGAUGCUGUUUACCAGAGCCUCAUGUCAGUGAGUGGAGUAGCAGGGCCUAGCAACAUCAAGUGGAUUUUAUUAGGUAGCAUACUGUGACAUUAGGACCGCAGGGCCUAGCGCCAUCAAGUGGAUUUUCUUAGGUAGCACUGUGACAUUAGGACAGCAGGGCCUAGUGACAUCAAGUGGAUUUCAUUAGGCAUACCUAUAGCAUACUGUGACAUUAGGACAGCAGUGCCUAGCGACAUCAAAGGGAUUUUAUUAGGUAGCAUACUGUGACGUUAGGACAGCAGGGCCUAGCGCCAUCAAGUAGUUGGUAGCAUACUGUGACAUUAGGAGAUCCUGAGCUGAGUUCCUGUAAACCUUCAUAUGACAAAGACCAUUAUAAAAUGUCAUAGAACCUUUUUGUUUUUAUGCUUUUGGUUUGUUCUGAAUUAAAUAUUAAAUAAUAUACAAUGUACUGACGU
Messenger RNA from Alosa sapidissima (American shad), 916 nucleotides. RefSeq names its product replication protein A 70 kDa DNA-binding subunit C-like. The record is from RefSeq and is a predicted model, not a curated record. The transcript is spliced from 3 exons. Bases 67 to 423 code for a protein of 118 amino acids. Lineage: Eukaryota; Metazoa; Chordata; Actinopteri; Clupeiformes; Clupeidae.